Molecule: messenger RNA, 3325 nt
Organism: Jatropha curcas
Lineage: Eukaryota; Viridiplantae; Streptophyta; Magnoliopsida; Malpighiales; Euphorbiaceae
Product: insulin-degrading enzyme-like 1, peroxisomal
Biological process (GO): peptide catabolic process
Cellular component (GO): mitochondrion; cytosol
Molecular function (GO): metal ion binding; metalloendopeptidase activity
Source: RefSeq, a predicted model, not a curated record
CAUCUUCCCUUUGUCCAGUUCCUCCUAGUCAACGUCGUUGUUCUUAGUCUCCGAUUGACUUCCACAAUGCUGCCUGAUACUUUUAUAAAUCACCAUAAUCUAAGAUCAGAGAGCAAAGACUCGCGUUUACUUACUCUUAUUAAUUUCCCGUCCCGCGUUUCCCUCUCUGCAAAGCAACAGCUGAAAUGGCGGUGGAGGAAGUGGAGAUAGUGAAGCCGCGUAAUGAUAAGAGAGAGUAUCGGCGGAUCGUCCUUAAAAACUCGCUUGAGGUUCUCCUCAUUAGCGAUCCCGAUACCGAUAAGUGUUCUGCUUCAAUGGAUGUUGGCGUUGGUUACUUCAGCGAUCCUGUUGGACUUGAAGGACUUGCCCAUUUUCUCGAACAUAUGUUGUUUUAUGCUAGUGAAAAAUAUCCAUUGGAGGAUAGUUAUUCGAAGUACAUAACUGAGCAUGGAGGGCGGUGCAAUGCUUAUACGACUUCUGAUCAUACCAACUAUAUCUUUGAUGUUAAUGCUGACAAUUUUGAAGAGGCUUUGGACAGGUUUGCACAGUUCUUUAUCAGACCAUUGUUAUCAGCUGACGCAACCAUGAGGGAAAUCAAAGCUGUUGAUUCUGAGAAUCAGAAAAAUUUAUUGUCUGAUGGCUGGAGAAUGCACCAGCUUCAGAAACAUCUCAGUGAUCAUAACCACCCAUAUCAUAAAUUCAGUACAGGGAACUGGGAGACUUUGGAAGUUCAACCAAAAGCAAAAGGGCUGGAUACAAGACAUGAGCUUCUUAAAUUCUACAAGGAAAAUUAUUCUGCCAGCCUUAUGCAUUUGGUGGUAUACACGAAAGAAAGCCUUGAUGCUAUUCAAAUCGCUGUGGAGGACAAAUUUCAAGAAAUUCAAAGCAAUAAUAGAAGCUGUAUUUUUUUUUCUGGUCAUCCAUGCAUGUCUGAGCACUUGCAGAUACUUGUCAAAUCUGUCCCAAUAGAAAAAGGUCACAAAUUGAGAAUUGUAUGGCCUAUAACUCCAAGCAUUCUUCACUACAAGGAAGGGCCUUGCAAUUAUCUGAAUUACCUUAUUGGCCAUGAAGGAGAAGGAUCUUUGUUUUAUGUCUUGAAAACAUUAGGAUGGGCUACAAGGUUGUUUGCAAGUGAAGAGGAAUGGAAUCAAGAGUUCUCUUUCUUUACAGUAACAAUUGAUCUUACAGAUAAUGGUCAAGAACAUAUGGGAGAGAUCGUAGGGCUACUAGUCAAAUAUAUUCAACUCUUACAACAAUCUGGUAUCUGCAAAUGGAUAUUCGAUGAGAUUGCCAGAAUUUCUGAGACAAAAUUCCAUUAUCAAGACAAAUAUGCUCCAAUCUAUUAUGCAAUGAGAAUCGCAUCAAAUAUGAAGUUAUAUCCUCCAAAAGAUUGGCUAGUGCAAUCCUCUAUUCCUUCUAAAUUCAACCCAAGUACAAUCCAAUCAGUAUUGGAUCAACUAUCUCCAAAUAAUGUCAGAAUCUUCUGGGAAUCAAAUAAGUUUGAAGGACAAACUGACAUGGUUGAGCCAUGGUACAAAACUGCAUACAGCAUUGAAAAAAUUAAUGAUUCCACAGUUCAGGAAUGGAUAUCAUCUGCCCCUAAUGAAAAUCUACAUCUUCCAGAACCUAAUUUAUUCAUCCCUAGUGACUUAUCACUCAAAGAUGCACAAGAGAAGGCCAAAUUCCCAUCUUUAGUGAGAAAGUCAAGCCUUGCAUCAUUAUGGUACAAGCCUGAUACAAUAUUCUCCACACCCAAGGCAUAUAUCAAGAUAGAUUUCAAUUGCCCGCAUGCCAAGAGCUCUCCUGAGUCUGAAGUUCUCUCUAUCAUUUUUACUCGGUUGUUGAAGGAUUACUUGAAUGAAUAUGCUUAUUCUGCACGUGUUGCUGGUCUAUAUUAUUACAUAAACAUGGCAGAAAGUGGUUUCCAGGUAACUGUUGCUGGUUAUAAUGACAAAUUGAAGACCUUGUUGGAAGCUGUCAUUGGAAAAAUUGCGAAAUUUUAUGUGAAUCUUGAAAGGUUUGCUGUGAUUAAGGAAAAGUUAGUGAAGGAGUACGAAAAUAAAAAAUUUCAACAACCCCACCACCAUGCUACAUAUUAUUGCUCAUUACUACUGUCAGAGCAGAAAUGGCCUUGGAUGGAAAAACUGGAAGCGCUUCCUCAUCUUGACGCUGAAGAUCUAGCCAAAUUUACUCCCGUGAUGUUGUCAAGGGCCUUCUUGGAGUGCUAUAUAGCAGGCAACAUUGAAUGCAGUGAGGCAGUGUCAAUUGUUCAAUAUGUUGAAGAUGUUUUCUUCAAGGGUGAAAACCCUAUAUGCCAACCUUUAUUCCCAUCUCAGUAUUUGACUAAUAGGGUUGUCAAGCUUGAGAGGGGCACAAGUUACUUCUACCCUAUUAAAGGCUUAAAUCCAAGCAAUGAGAAUUCCGCUCUAGUGCAUUAUAUUCAGGUUCAUCAAGAUGAAUUUAUGCUGAAUGUAAAACUUCAGCUUUUCACUCUUAUUGCAAAGCAAGCUGCCUUCCACCAGCUAAGAUCUGUUGAACAACUUGGGUACAUUACUAUUCUCAAAGAGAGGAAAGAUUAUGGUAUUCGUGGAAUUGAGUUUAUCAUUCAAUCUACUGUACAGGGUCCUGGACAUAUUGAUUUGAGGGUUGAGGCAUUCCUCAAGAUGUUCGAAAAUAAAAUUUUUCUAAUGACAGAUGAUGAAUUCAAGAGCAAUAUUAAGGCUUUGAUCGAUGUGAAACUUGAAAAGCACAAGAAUAUAUGGGAAGAAUCUGCAUUUUAUUGCCAAGAGAUUUCCGUUGGAACUCUCAAGUUCGAUCGCAGAGAAUGUGAGGUCAUGGCACUAAAGCAGCUCACAAAACAAGAUUUUAUAGAUUUCUUCAACGAAUACAUAAGAAUCGGUGCACCUAACAAGAGGACAUUGAGCAUAGGUGUAUAUGGGAAGCUACAUUCACUUGAAAACACAUCAGAUGAAGGUGAGCCAGCUCAUUCCAACAAGGUUCAGAUAGACGAUAUUUUUAGUUUCAGAAGAUCACAACCUCUAUACAGUUCAUUCAAAGGAAGAUUUGUUCCGACAAAGUUGUAAACCAUUCAACCACAUUGAACUAUUGAAGGACUUGAGAGAAAUGAACUACAUAGGAAAAUCAUGAAUUCCAGAAAAAUUUCCGUUGGGGUGUAAUAAUUGGGUAUAUUAUUAUAAUAAAAGGGUCCAAAAACAUAAAUUGAUACCUGAACUUUACGGGAAAACUUUUCCUUGUUGAUCAGUUGAUCGUUUUAAACUACUGUACUACUGUGGAUGUCGAAAUAGACUUUAAGUAUUUCUCAGUU